AUGGCUGCUCAGAAAAAGCUUAUCCUCAACGCCUUCGUAGAAUCGUGCAGUGGGCACCAAUCCCCAGGGCUAUGGCAGCAUCCCCGUGAUCAAUCUUGGCGAUUCAACGAAGUUUCUCACUGGGUAAAUCUGGCCAAAAAACUCGAAGAAGGAAAAUUUCACGGUGUUUUCAUUGCCGACGUGCUGGGUGCCUACGAUGUCUACAAAGGUCCUCGAAACCCCGAUCCUGCCAUUGGUUCGGGAGCGCAGUGGCCUGUAAAUGAGCCUCUAGCUGUUAUCUCCGCCAUGGCAGCGGCAACAAAGAACCUCGGCUUUGGCGUCACUGUUGCGACCACGUAUGAACAACCAUACCAUCUUGCGAGGCGCCUAAGCACCAUCGACCACUUGACAGGCGGAAGACUCGGUUGGAAUGUUGUGACAGGUUACUUGGACUCAGCGGCCAGAAAUCUCGGCUUUCAGGAGCAGCCGAAGCACGACGAGCGCUAUGCGGUAGCUGAAGAGUACAUCGACGUGACUUACAAGCUCUGGCAAAACUCCUGGAGAGAUGAUGCUGUCAAAUUAGACCGCAUAACAGGGGUCUAUACGGAUCCGGCUCUGGUCCGCACCAUCGAUCACGUCGGCAAAUACUACACAGUGCCCGGCCCGCACAUUUGCCAGCCAUCUCCGCAGCGCACUCCUGUUAUUAUGCAGGCUGGCACUUCAAGUGCCGGAAAAGCCUUUGCGGCAAAGAACGCGGAGGCUAUUUUUGUUGCCGGUCACAGCCCGUCGACUGUCGCCAAGAACGUCGCAGAAAUUCGCGCCAAAGCAAGAGAUGAGUUUGGACGGGACCCUAACGGCAUCAAAUUCUUGGCCCUGUUCUGCCCCAUUAUUGGAAAAACUCAAGAGGAAGCAGAGGCAAAGUACAAGGACUUCAUUCAGUAUGGCUCUGAAGACGGCGCACUGGCCCUCUUCGGAGGAUGGACUGGUAUCGACCUGUCCACUUACGGCGACGACGAGGAACUGAGACACGUGGAAUCAAACGCCAUCCGAUCGGCUGUGGAAGCUUGGUCAAAGUCAACACCAGGGGUGCCCAAAUGGACAAAACAUACUGUCGCCAACCAUAUAAAGAUUGGGGGCUUGGGGGCCACCACCGUGGGCACACCGGACAAAAUUGCGGAUGAAAUGGAGAGGUGGGUUCGCGAGGCAGACGUAGAUGGCUUCAACCUGGCGUAUGCGCUCUUCCCGGAAUCAUUUGAAGAUGUUGUUAGUCUGCUGUUGCCUGUCUUAAGAAAGCGAGGGUUAUUCUGGGAUGACUACAGUGUGGAUGGUGGAACAUACCGAGAGAAUCUCUUCGGCAGCAAUGGCGGAGCGUUUCCUCCUGCUGAUCACCCAGCUGCAAAGUACCACUGGAAAGCUACUGAUUGA
This is a messenger RNA of Akanthomyces muscarius, 1404 nucleotides long. RefSeq lists its product as uncharacterized. Bases 1 to 1404 code for a protein of 467 amino acids. The record is from RefSeq and is a predicted model, not a curated record. NCBI's taxonomy places the organism in Eukaryota, Fungi, Ascomycota, Sordariomycetes, Hypocreales, Cordycipitaceae. Gene Ontology annotation, molecular function: oxidoreductase activity, acting on paired donors, with incorporation or reduction of molecular oxygen; monooxygenase activity. The transcript is spliced from 3 exons.